Messenger RNA from Penicillium brasilianum, 933 nucleotides. Lineage: Eukaryota; Fungi; Ascomycota; Eurotiomycetes; Eurotiales; Aspergillaceae. The record is from the annotation of a GenBank genome assembly.
AUGCAGCUUGAAUGUCACGAUACCAGCACGGGUCCGCCCUCACCAUGCUCCCAUAUAGCUUCCCAGUGUGAACUUGGCAAGAUCAUUUUGCGGGUCCCAGAUCUCGGAGAAGUGUUUGAUCCCAUUCAAACCAACUCCAUCAAAGUCGAGAUAGAUCAGUGGUUUGCGUCGUUUCCACCGGCCUACCGAGAAAUAGAUCCGGAUACGCAAUGGGAUACGACACAUCUCCACGUGCCACUUCAACGUCACCACAUGCAUGCGAUUGGAUAUAUGACAAUGCUACUACCAUUCAAAUCAUUCCUCACCAAGACAUUCGACAGUCGAAGCUCCAAGACGGAGAGGGCAAUACGAAGCACAGCCAUCGAUAUUGCCGUACACUUAAUGGACAUUUCUCACGGACUAUUCGAUCAUGUUUACCCGCUAAAUGCCAAAUUUCACCUCGUCACGUUUCUGAUCUUUGAUACGGCUGCGUUCCUAUGCUCGGCCAUGAUCCACGACAAGGAUUGCAGUCUCCCACAACGGGAGAAUAUCAUCCAAAAAAUCAGCCUCGCCUGCUCUCUCAUGCAGAAACUUGCCCAGGUCACCAAAACGGGCGCAAUCUGCCAUCCAGUUCUCGUGCAACUCGCGAAAAGCCUAUCAAAAUCCUCCAAGAGAGCUGCCUCUGACCUAGAAAUCACCGGCGCUGGUCCCUCGCCAGAGGCAGAAAUGGAUGUGUUCCAUUCCUCAGAAGCUAUCUCUGCGGAAAUCCCAUCUUCGUCGUCGGAAUCUUGGAGUCCAAAUGAGAUUUUUCUGCCUGCUUCGCUAGAUCUUCCGCUUCCAGGAAUGGACACACCUCCGGUUAUUGGGCUGGGCGACUUUUCGAAUUUGGAUGUUGGUCAGUUUGACCAGAUAUGGGACUGGCAAAACCUUGACUUGACGUUGUUUCCCGCUUGA